AUGCCAAUGGCGCCAUAUGAUGCAAUAAUCUGUGACUUGAGCGACCUUCUUUUCACUUGGUCUGCUCGGUCUAAUUGUACACUUUCCACGGAACUUCCCCUCUUGAACUUCUCCUCUUCGACGUGGCUCGAGUAUGAGAAAGGCCGCAUCUCCCAGGAGACAUGCUACGCCCGUCUCGGACACGAAUUCUCCCUCGAUCCAGUCGACAUUCGCAAAGCAGCCGAAGACUCCUGUGCCUCCCUGAAAUGGGACACGAAUCUGGAGAACUUUUUCCACGGACUCAAAGAUGAAAAUCGCGAAACGAUGUGCGUCUUUGCCAUGUUCAAUAUAUCACAGCCAGGCUAUGAAGCGCUCUGGAGCGUUUCGGCGGAUAUGAAUUGGUCAAUCUUCGAUAGCAUCUUCACAUCCUUUGCAGCCGGUAGGCGUAAACCCGAUCUGGGUUUCUACCGCUUAUUUCGAGCGAAAGAGGAAGUUGUGGUAUCUAUGAUGGAUGAGAUGUUGAUGUAUGUGAACGAAGACGGAGUCAUACAGACAUACUUUGACCAAACUCGGCCACAAAUCGACCCCGUCGUCUGUGUCAAUGCUCUCAGCAUCUUCUAUUCUUAUGGUCGGGGAAAUGAGAUGAACCAGACGUUGGAAUGGGUAUACCAAGUUCUCCUCCAUCGUGUGUACAUCCAAGGAUCGCGGUACUGCGAGACAGCAGAGUGUUUCCUCUUCUUCCUCUAUCGAUUUAUUAGCGGCUGUAAUAACCCAGUAAUCCAUAGUCGUUUCUAUCCGCUCCUAAAAGACAGAGUUACGGAGAAAAUUGGAACGGAAGGAGAUGGACUUGCCUUUGCGAUACUCUCCGAGGGCUCCAGCGUGAAGAUGGAGGAUGGGACACUGGUUUGA
Molecule: messenger RNA, 888 nt
Organism: Guyanagaster necrorhizus
Lineage: Eukaryota; Fungi; Basidiomycota; Agaricomycetes; Agaricales; Physalacriaceae
Exons: 4
Coding region: 1-888 (295 amino acids)
Source: RefSeq, a predicted model, not a curated record